AUGCAUUCCAUCGAUGAGGCCUAUGGUAAGUUGACAUCACUUACCUGCCUUUUGACCUCCAAGGAGCCUUUCUGCGCAUGUGUAGCUGAUAAUGUCUCCUUGACUUCAAGAACGAGGAACAUGGGGUCUUUUAUUUCUUAUCUGGGCAGGGCCCAGCUCUUCUCUGGCUUCUCAUCUUGGAGGACCUGCCCACAGGGGACAAACGCUGGCUGUUCAGACUGGGUCCAUCUAUCUCCUGCCUCAAGCCACUGCCUCCAGCAUUCACAUCUCUCUCACCAUCUGUUUACUCCUAGUAAAUGGCUGAGCUGUGACUCCAACCCUGGGCCUGGUGAAAAACACGUGAAUUGA
Rangifer tarandus platyrhynchus (Svalbard reindeer) is the source of this 348-nucleotide messenger RNA. The record is from the annotation of a GenBank genome assembly. NCBI's taxonomy places the organism in Eukaryota, Metazoa, Chordata, Mammalia, Artiodactyla, Cervidae.